Messenger RNA from Colletotrichum truncatum, 120 nucleotides. RefSeq lists its product as uncharacterized. Lineage: Eukaryota; Fungi; Ascomycota; Sordariomycetes; Glomerellales; Glomerellaceae. The record is from RefSeq and is a predicted model, not a curated record.
AUGGUCCGGGGUCGCGGGGGACCGUCUUCGGCGAUGAUGGAGGCGGGGAUCCGCCACCGUCCCUGCUGCGCCACCAUGCAUCUUGAGCGCAUAAACCAUCACAGAACCUGGUUGUGUUGA